This is a messenger RNA of Bubalus bubalis (water buffalo), 3189 nucleotides long. It is a transcript of the gene DHX33, whose product is annotated as DEAH-box helicase 33. Lineage: Eukaryota; Metazoa; Chordata; Mammalia; Artiodactyla; Bovidae. Gene Ontology annotation, cellular component: intracellular anatomical structure; nucleolus. Gene Ontology annotation, molecular function: RNA binding; ATP binding. The transcript has 12 exons. The record is from RefSeq and is a predicted model, not a curated record. The coding region runs from base 233 to 2350 and encodes 705 amino acids. Gene Ontology annotation, biological process: positive regulation of transcription by RNA polymerase I.
UGCUCUCUCCGCCCUGGGGAAGCGAAAGCCUCGCCACGCUCUCAAGUGCAUGCUGGGAGUUGGAGUCCCCUUAAAGGCCUCGGGUGGCCGUGAGGUGAGCCGCGUCGCUGGGAGCGACUAGCACGUGGCGGGAAGGGGUGGUGCGCACUAGCUGUGUGUUCCCGAGAGCCGCGGGAGCUUCCCGCCCUCGCGGCUCGCGUCGCGGCGCCUCCCGUCGCGGUGCCCUCCCGACAUGCCCGAGGAGGCGGGCUUCCCGCCGGCCAAGAAAUUCCGGCCGAGCGCCGGGCCUCCGAGCCGCGCCGGGUCCUGCCCUCCCGGGCGGCGUUCGGUGAUGCUGCUGGCAGCGGGCGCCGGCGGAGGAGGUGGAGGCCGGAGGCAGCAGCCGCCCCUGGCCCAGCCCUCGGCCAGCCCGUACCCCGAGGCCGUGGAGCAGCAGCGCCGGAAUCUGCCCAUCUUCCAGGCGCGAGGCCAGCUGUUGGCCCAGCUCCGAAACCUGGACAGCGCCGUCCUUAUCGGGGAAACAGGCUCAGGGAAGACAACACAGAUCCCUCAGUACCUGUACGAAGGGGGGAUUGGCCGCCAGGCCAUCAUUGCUGUGACCCAGCCUCGCCGAGUGGCUGCCAUCUCUCUGGCUACCAGAGUCUCUGAUGAGAAGAGAACAGAACUUGGGAAGCUGGUCGGCUACACAGUGCGCUUCGACGAUGUCACCUCAGAUGACACCAAGAUCAAGUUCCUGACUGAUGGCAUGCUCUUGCGCGAGGCCAUUUCGGACUGCCUGCUCCGGAAGUACAGCUGCAUCAUUUUGGAUGAAGCCCAUGAGCGGACUCUCCACACGGAUGUGCUCUUUGGGGUGGUGAAAGCUGCACAGAAGAGGCGAAAGGAGCUGGGGAAGCUGCCUCUCAAAGUGAUUGUGAUGUCAGCCACAAUGGACGUGGACCUGUUCUCCCAGUACUUCAACGGAGCCCCCGUUCUCUACCUGGAGGGCCGGCAGCACCCGAUCCAGAUUUUCUACACCAAGCAGCCCCAGCACGAUUACCUGCAUGCCGCCCUGGUCUCCGUAUUCCAGAUCCACCAGGAAGCCCCCUCCUCGCAUGACAUCCUGGUGUUCCUCACCGGGCAGGAGGAGAUCGAAGCCAUGAGUAAGACCUGCCGGGACAUCGCCAAGCACCUUCCAGACGGCUGCCCCUCCAUGCUGGUCCUUCCACUGUAUGCCUCCCUGCCCUAUGCCCAGCAGCUGCGCGUCUUCCAGGUGGCCCCAAAGGGUUAUCGCAAAGUGAUCAUUUCAACCAACAUCGCUGAAACCUCCAUAACCAUUACAGGAAUAAAAUAUGUAGUUGACACGGGCAUGGUUAAAGCAAAGAAGUAUAACCCUGACAGUGGGCUGGAGGUGUUGGCUGUGCAGCGGGUAUCAAAGACCCAGGCCUGGCAGCGCACGGGCCGGGCCGGCAGAGAGGACAGCGGCAUCUGUUACCGGCUCUACACAGAGGAUGAGUUUGAGAAGUUUGAGAAGAUGACGGUGCCAGAGAUCCAGAGGUGUAACCUGGCGAGCGUGAUGCUGCAGCUCCUCGCCAUGAAAGUCCCAAACGCGCUCACCUUUGACUUCAUGUCCAAGCCGUCUCCAGAUCACAUCCAGGUGGCCAUCACCCAGCUGGAGCUGCUCGGUGCCCUUGAACACAGGGAUGGCCAGCUCACACUAACUCCAAUGGGAAGAAAGAUGGCGGCUUUCCCACUAGAACCCAAAUUUGCCAAAACCAUCCUCCUGUCCCCCAAAUUCCACUGCACAGAGGAGAUACUGACCAUUGUCGCCCUGCUGUCUGUGGACAGCAUUCUCUACAACCCUCCAUCCCGGCGGGAUGAAGUGCAGAGCGUGCGGAAGAAGUUUGUGUCCAGCGAGGGCGAUCACCUCACCCUGCUCAAUGUCUACCGGACCUUCAAGAACACCGGCGGGAACAAGGAAUGGUGCAAAGAGAACUUUGUCAACAGCAAGAAUAUGAUGCUAGUAGCUGAAGUCAGAGCACAGCUGAGGGACAUCUGCAUAAAGAUGUCCAUGCCAAUCCUGUCCUCCCGGGGGGACACGGAGAGCAUCCGCCGAUGCCUGGCACACAGCCUCUUCAUGAGUACCGCUGAGCUGCAGGUGGACGGGUCCUACGCCACCACGGACACCCACCAGCCGGUGGCCAUCCAUCCCUCGUCCGUGCUCUUCCACUGCAAGCCGGCCUGCGUCGUGUACACGGAGCUGCUCUUCACCAGCAAGUGCUACAUGCGUGACCUGUGCGUCGUGGACGCCGAGUGGCUGUACGAGGCCGCCCCCGACUUCUUCAGGAAGAAGCUGAGGACUGCCAGAAACUGAGCCGCCCUGGUGCCAGAAGCUGGGCCGCAGCCGGCCUCGCUGUGACCUCUAAAUGUUGGCACCUACAGAGGCCACGGUGGUUAUGGGUGGGUCAUGCCUGGCCUCCAGGAGCUUAAGAGCCUCUUUGUCUAAACUCCUCAGACUGAACCACACAGACAUGUAGAGGCCUGGGAGACUUCAAAAUGAUGCUUUGGGUUCUUGGUGGGCAACUUUGGGUGACUUCCUUUACUUCUGAGCCUCAGUUUCCUGAUCUGCCAAGUGGGAGUGAUGAUACUUAAAGGGUCGGAAUCAUGAGGCUCACAGCAAGUGAAAAGAAAGUACCCAGAGCUGUGCGUGCCCAUGAUAAGCCACGGUGGACUGAGUGCCGAGGUGCUUGGUUGGUGUUACUGCUUAUGUACGUGCCGUGGAUCAGGUACAGCAAAACCCCCAAGUCCUGGAGACUGCGGGGGAUGGUCUGGAAGGGGGACCACAAGAGGUCACAGAGCUCCUGACCUUGGAUCUGUUUGAACAUCUAUCUGCAUGAAGUUUUGUAACAGAAAAGAUUAACUUCUGUUUCAACAGGGAGGUGCUGAGCACCUAACCUCACUCCCCAGGGCAGGGAGCUUUCACAGCAAAGAGGCUAAGCACCUGUCCCCACCCUGCUUUCAGGGAAGUUCCUGAGUGAAGGUAUUUGUAUCUUCUGAAGUGGGAAGGCUGAUCUUGUGUGGUGUUGUCCUUCAGUCAUGUCCAAUUCUUUGUGACCCCGUGGACUGCAGCACGGCAGGCUUCCCUGUCCUUCACCAUCUCCUGGAGCUUGCUCAAGCUCACAUCCAUCGACUCGGUGAUGCCAUCCAACCAUC